AUGGAACUGGUGCCUGUUCAUGGCUCCAAUAAAAUUCCUCGCUGGUCUGUUAGGCUCCACCAGCCCUCUGCUCUGGAGACCUUUGUGGAAAACUGCGUGCUGGGCCAACUCACGUGGCAAUGGCUGGGGCUUGAGCUUUCAGAAACUCGCAGGCGUAAAGCUAGGCUCCGUGAACGCUGGGAGUCAGUGGGGGCCUUCAAAAUGUGGUUUGAUGCCUGGAGAUUGCUGGACGGCCAGGGCAGGAUCAUUGUCCUUGACAGAACUUUGGGAUAUGAUCGUCAAUUUGGCUUGGCUAUGCUACAAGCAGUUUAUCUGUUUCAGGAUGGCUUUCUGCACACCAUGGACUAG
Molecule: messenger RNA, 348 nt
Organism: Symbiodinium sp. CCMP2592
Lineage: Eukaryota; Dinophyceae; Suessiales; Symbiodiniaceae
Source: the annotation of a GenBank genome assembly